UUGAGGUUAAAAUCGCGUGACACGUAGUGACAGAGAGCUGACCUAGGUUUCUCCAGCGCUAUGGCGAGCUCGAGGUCGGUUCUUCUCAUCUGCGGCGAUUUCGUGGAAGACUAUGAGGUUAUGGUUCCAUUUCAAGCCUUGCAAGCUUAUGGUGUCAAAGUCGAUGCUGUUUGUCCGGGAAAAAAGGCUGGCGAGAGCUGCGCGACCGCAAUCCACGACUUUGUUGGUUUCCAGACUUAUGCCGAGCUUCGUGGUCACAACUUUAGUCUCAACAAGGACUUUCAUGGCGUGAAAGCUGAGAGCUAUGACGCUCUCGUUAUUCCAGGUGGUCGUGCUCCGGAGUACUUGUCUCUUGACGAUGAAGUUCUCGAGAUUGUCAAGUCGUUCCACAAGUCUAGGAAGCCGAUAGCAUCGAUUUGCCACGGACAGCUGAUCCUCGCCGCGGCAGGAAUUCUGCAAGGCAAGAAGUCGACGGCGUAUCCGGCAGUCAAGCCUGUUAUUGUCAGUGCUGGUGGAGUUUGGCAAGAGCCGAAUCCAAUCUCCAAGUGCUUCCGAGAUGGUAGCCUCAUCACCGGUGCUGCAUAUCCUGGCCACCCGGAGUUUAUUGGUCUUUUGCUCGACUCUCUUGGUGCAACCAUCGAAAACGGCAAGAAGAAAGUAUUAAUGCUAUGCGGGGAUUUCAUGGAGGACUACGAAGCAAUGGUGCCAUGCCAGACGCUGCAAGCUGUUGGCUACACCGUCGACUCGGUGUGCCCGGGUAAAAAGGCCGGCGAGACCGUGGCCACCGCAGUUCAUGACUUUGAGGGAGCGCAAACUUACAGCGAGAAGCCUGGUCACAACUUCCCGCUGACCGCCACCUUCGACGCUGUCAAAGCUGAGGGGUACGACGCGCUUGUGAUCCCCGGAGGCCGCGCUCCAGAGUACUUGUCUCUCAACGACAAAGUCCUGAGGCUUGUCCGGGAGUUUGACACGAGCAGCAAGCCCAUCGCGUCGAUUUGUCACGGGCAGCAAAUCCUCGCUGCAGCAGGAGUUUUACAGGGAAAGAAAUGCACGGCUUAUCCAGCAGUGAAGCCUCAAGUUGUGCUAAGUGGUGCUGAGUGGAUCGAGCCGGAUCCAAUAACGAUGGCUCACACACAUGGCAAACUUGUCACCGCUGCUGCCUGGCCCGCGCAUCCAGAGUUCGUAGCUCAGUUGCUCUCUCUUCUCGGGACCACUAUCCACUUCAAGUAAAAGCAAGUAAGCCGAGCUUUUCCUGUUUUCCUUGAGACAGAGUUGGAGAUUUCGUCUACCUCUCCGUGUUGAUCGGGUCAGUGUUUGAUCCAAGUCCGAUCCGGUCUGGAAGAAUGACAGUCCAUUUGGUGUUUGAUCUUCUCGUCGUCUAAGUCUUUCCUGGGCCUUGUUGACGCAGGAGUAAAGCUUUAGCGAAAGAAUGAUGGAAUGAUAUUUAUAUCCUUGUGGGAACAUUAUAGUUCUGGAACUAGAAGACACGAUUUGGAAACGUU
Messenger RNA from Selaginella moellendorffii, 1502 nucleotides. RefSeq names its product protein DJ-1 homolog D. The transcript is spliced from 5 exons. The record is from RefSeq and is a predicted model, not a curated record. Lineage: Eukaryota; Viridiplantae; Streptophyta; Lycopodiopsida; Selaginellales; Selaginellaceae. The coding region runs from base 61 to 1230 and encodes 389 amino acids.